AUGGACAUCGAACAAUUUCGCCGCGCUGGUCACGAGGCCAUCGACCGGAUAUGCGAAUACUAUUACACUCUUCAAGACAGGCCAGUAACGGCCAGGGUGGAACCAGGGUAUCUCAGAAGGGCGCUCCCGUCCGAAGCACCUCAGUCCGGCGAGAACUUUGACUUGAUUACGCAGGAUUACGAGAAGUAUAUCAUGCCAGGUCUUACCCUCUGGCACCAUCCGUCAUUCUUUGCUUAUUUCCCGACCGGAAGUACCUUUGAGGCGGUCCUUGGUGAUCUAUACUCAGGCAGCGUUCCUAAUCCCGGUUUCAAUUGGUCUGCUAGCCCGGCUUCCACAGAACUAGAGACAGUCGUCAUGGACUGGGCAGCUAAAAUGCUGGGUUUGGAUUCAAGCUUCCACAAUUGCAGCAAACUGCUGUGUCAGACGACUGCGUCAGAAUCGGCCCUCGUUGCCGUGGUAGCAGCUAGAUCUCGGUAUACCAAACAACAUCCAGAUGUUUCUUCAGAAAAACUUUUGAUAUACAUUACCACGCAGACACAUUCGCUGGGGAAGAAAGCUGGCCUGGUCCUUGGCUUGAAUGUUCGUGCACUAGAAGUGACGGUGGAAGAUAAUUUCGCCCUUCGCGGAGAUACAUUGCGUCGCGCACUCGAGGACGACUGUGCCUGCUGGGCUACACCCAUAUGCUCUGAACUACACAUUUCAGUUGGGACUGUCGGGACGACCUCCUCAGGUGCUGUCGAUUGUCUUGGUGAAAUAGGGCUAGUUUUGGAGGAUUACCCCUUCAUAUGGCUACAUUAUCGAGAUGUUUGCGCCCUUGGUGAUAUCAACAAAUAUGGGGAUUCAUUCUGCACCAAUUUUCACAAGUGGGGACUCGUGAAUGUUGAUUGUUCCGGAUUUUGGGUUCGGGCCAGGGCAAGCUUGAUAGAUGCACUGGACGUCACGCCCGAGUUUCUACGUACACGACACGGGGAUGCCGGCACUGUGAUUGAUUAUCGGAAUUGGCAUUUUGGACUCUGUCGAAAAUUUAGAUCAUUGAAGCUGUGGUUUGUCUUGCGGUCUUUUGGUGUCGAAGGCUUUCAGCGGUACAUUCGAGAGACCGUAAAGCUCGGCAAUAUGUUCGCGUCCCUCAUCCGGGAAUCUGCUGAGUUUGCCUUGGUCACACCUCCAUCUCUGGCACUGACUGUUUUCCGACUCGAACCUUACUUCCCAUCAUCUGUCCCCCCCGCAAAACUGAACGAAUUAAAUAGGGAAUUCUAUGCACGAGUAUCAGCUCGGAGUGAUAUCGCGUUUACGCAGACGGAUUUGAGUGGCACUUUUUGUGUUCGCAUGGCUGUUGGAGCGAUUCGGACAUCGGAGGAUCAUAUUAAACGUGCGUUUGAGAUUUUAUGUCUAGAGGGAAGGGCUGCGUUAGAGGAAUGGCGAUGCGCAACCGGAGGUAUUGAGUAG
Molecule: messenger RNA, 1446 nt
Organism: Pisolithus orientalis
Lineage: Eukaryota; Fungi; Basidiomycota; Agaricomycetes; Boletales; Pisolithaceae
Product: pyridoxal phosphate-dependent transferase
Exons: 12
Coding region: 1-1446 (481 amino acids)
Biological process (GO): amino acid metabolic process
Molecular function (GO): carboxy-lyase activity; pyridoxal phosphate binding
Source: RefSeq, a predicted model, not a curated record